AUGUCGUCGUACGACAAGCUGCUGCGCGCGGCGACGAAGCCCAAGGCCGGCGCGCCAAAGGCCAAGCACAUCGACCCGCUCAUUGCCGCCAGCUUUGCGCGCGACGGCAGCCUGGCCGAUGUGCUGCGCGCGCUUGCGGGCCGCCUGCGCGAGGGCAGCACGGUCGUCUUCAAGUCGCUCAUCGUCCUCCACACGCUGAUCCGCAACGGCGGCGUCGACAAUGUCCUCUCGCACCUGGCGAGCGAGCAGGGCAAGAUCAACCUGCGUGCCGUGGCGCAGGGCGGCAACUGGCAGGGCGCAGAUGCUCCGCGCUCGCUGGCGGCGUACGCGGCGUACCUCGACUCGCGCGUGGGCUACUACAGGGAGAUGAAGCACGACGCCAUCCGCGCGGCCGACGUGAGCCGCACAGGCGGCGGCAGCGACUCGGCGCACCGGCUGCGCACACUGAGCGUGGAGAAGGGCCUGCUGCGCGCCGUGGGCAAUGCGCAAAAGGUGUGCGGGCGGGUGCUGGAGUGCAGCUUCUUCUUCGACGACCUCAACGACGAAAUGACCAUCACGGCCUUCCGCAUGACGCUCAAGGAUCUGCUGGCGCUCUACACGGCCAUCAACGAGGGCAUGAUCAACAUCCUCGAGCACUACUUUGAGAUGUCCAAGCCCGACGCGACAAAGGCGCUCGACAUCUACAAGCGCUUCACGCGCCACACGGAAAAGGUGGUCGCCUAUCUCUCGGCCGCGCGCAAGGCCAGCCACUCGCUCAACGUGCCCAUCCCGAAUCUCAAGCACGCGCCGAUCAGCCUCGCCGGCGCGCUGGGCGAGUACCUCGACGACGCCAACUUUGAGGAGAAUCGGCGAGAGUACCGGAGGAACAGGCGCGCGGCGGAGGGCCUGGAGCCAGACGAGCAGGACAAGAAGGCGGCCGAGGACGCGGCCAAGAAGAAGAAGAUCACGAUCAAGGAGCCGACGGCGGAGGAGAAGGUCAAGCCGUCGGCCAGUGUCGCGCGGCCGGCGUCGAACAACCAGGCGCUGCAGGACUUCUUCGACUCCAUCGAGACGGAGCAGCAGUCGAUGUUUGGGCCGUCGCCCUCGAGCAGCGCGCAGUUUGGCGCGGGCGCCUUCCAGCCGGCGCCGGCGCAGAUGAGCUUCCUGGGCACGCAGCCGACGGGCCAGGCCUUUGGCAUGAUGCCGCAGCAGCAGAUGAUGACCGGCAUGCCUGCGUUUGGCGCGCAGCAACUGCAGCCGCAAGCCACCGGCUUCAAUCCGUUUCUCACGCAGCAGCAGCAGCCGCAGCAGCAGCAGAUGAUGCAGCCGCAGAUCACGGGCUUUGCGCAGGGCGGCUACCUGCAGCCGCAAAUGACGGGCUUCAACCCGUUCCGCGCCAGCAUGAGCCUCUCGCCGCAG
This is a messenger RNA of Tilletiopsis washingtonensis, 1398 nucleotides long. Its product is annotated as ANTH-domain-containing protein. The transcript has 5 exons. Gene Ontology annotation, cellular component: clathrin-coated pit; clathrin-coated vesicle. The annotation marks the transcript as partial. NCBI's taxonomy places the organism in Eukaryota, Fungi, Basidiomycota, Exobasidiomycetes, Entylomatales. The record is from RefSeq and is a predicted model, not a curated record. Gene Ontology annotation, biological process: vesicle budding from membrane; clathrin coat assembly; clathrin-dependent endocytosis. Gene Ontology annotation, molecular function: clathrin heavy chain binding; SNARE binding; phosphatidylinositol-4,5-bisphosphate binding.